This is a messenger RNA of Chaetomium globosum CBS 148.51, 477 nucleotides long. RefSeq lists its product as uncharacterized. The transcript has 5 exons. The record is from RefSeq and is a predicted model, not a curated record. NCBI's taxonomy places the organism in Eukaryota, Fungi, Ascomycota, Sordariomycetes, Sordariales, Chaetomiaceae. The coding region runs from base 1 to 477 and encodes 158 amino acids.
AUGAUGGCCCAUGGGACAGGUAACGCUGCCCUGGUCAGAGAGGUGGACUGCCGGGCCGGGUUGGACAACAUAGGUAUCCAGUGGUGGCUCGUCAGCGGGUGUCAUCCGGGGAACGCAACAAACUUGCCCGCCGCUGCUGACCCAGACACCCAGACCACACAAGGCUUCACCACUCCGGACCCUGAAACGACGCGCGACAGUGGUUCAUAUCAAAAGAAGUAUUUUAAGCACAUUAACCGCACAGGGCUGAAGAAGAACUUCGAUAGCCUUGUGACCCCUUCGUCUACAUCGGCUAAUGUAGACAAGUACCGAACGAACCUGCUGGCCAGAAAGAAACGGUCGCAACGGCGCCGCAUUGCCGGUCCGCUUAUGCGGGUUGCGGCUGGGCAGGCGGAGCUGAGGGCUCCCAACCGCUUCUCUCAGUCACCUCCGGCAGCUCAAUUCGAAACGGUCGAUCGGCAGCCGGGCGAACAAUGA